CGCCCCUAAACCAACGUACUGACAACGCUACCUCCCCGGAACUCAAACUUUAACGUGUUGAAAUCUGAUUGUACAGGAUGUCUCUACUAGGUAGCUUCAAUGCUCCCCCACCGCCUGGUUUUGUGACGGCGUGUGAGAGAAAUGGAGAGCUUGUCACUGUAACGGCAGAGGAAGCAGUGGCCGUGGUCAGUAUGCAGGGCCUUGAUUACCCACAAUUCCAAGUCUCAAGAGAGAUGUUGGCUCGCCCAAAUCUUUCAAAGGAGUCUGCGCGGAUGGCAUUCAUUGAGCACAAUGAAACUUUAUGGAAGAGGACACUGCAUGCCUGGUAUGAACAUGGCAUAGCAGGUGUCUUGGAAGAAUUCUCCAAUCAUAAACAAGGAAACAUGGUGUCCAAGAUAUCACUUCGUCUCCUGGCUCUGGUCAGAUGGAGCAGCUCACUUCAUGGCUCACUCUUCCCCCAUCUCACCAUGUCCCAGGAAGAUAUGAUUGCAGAGUUCUCGAGGAACUUAGACUGGAGAAACAGUCCCAUUCGUGUAUUUGCCUGGCAUUCCACCACGGUCAAGUACGCCGUCUGCCUACAAGACAAUUCCAUCCGAGUUUAUCGACAGAAAUCCGACAUAGUUCCAUUACUCAAACAUAAGCUACAGAAAGGAGUGGCAGAUUUGGCUUGGAGACCAUUUUCCUCGUCUAUUCUUGCUGUCGCCUGCCAAACCUGCAUCCUGAUCUGGCAUGUCGACCCAAUGUCGCUGUCAACUAGACCAUCGACUGGAUCAGUUCAAGUCCUCAGUCACAGCGGCCAUUGUCCGAUCACAUCAAUUGCCUGGUGUCCUAAAGGUGGCGCUUUGAUAUCAGCUUCGCCAGCAGAUACAUCUAUGAUGGUUUGGGAUGUUGGUCUAGAGACGUGUGUACCAUUAUGUCGCCUUGGUGGAGGAGGUGUUAGUUUACUGCACUGGUCACCAGAUGGAGGCAAACUGUUUGCUGCUACACCUUCUUCAAUGUUCAGGGUUUGGGACUGCCAAAGUUGGACGUGUGAACGCUGGUCAAAACUAAUCGGUCAAUGUCAGACUGCUUGCUGGAGUCCUGACAGUUCAGUCCUACUCUUUGCCACAGCAAAGGAACCUAUCAUAUACUCCCUUACAUUUGGCAAGGCGGUGAAUGAGAAGAGCUUUGUGAUUGGUGGGUCAAAGAUGGCUAUCGCUAGUAUCAAUUUGGAAGAAGUGGUGAUGGAUCUGGGUGAUGAAACAGUGAGAUUUGGAGGGCAGGUGCAGUCGUUGUGUUGGGAUCCUACUGGCGAAAGGUUAGCUGUGCAUUUCAAAGAGAAUACUGGCAGUCCAGAGUUGGUGUUGGUAUUCCGAACCAAACUUCACCCAGUGCUGGAGGUUGUGCCGUGUGGUUUUGUCCAAGGUCAGGUCGGCGAGAUCCCAAAUGUGAUUUCAUUCCAACCGAGAUUUGCUCAUGGUGCUGUCUUGACUGUGGUUUGGUCCAGUGGACGAGUGUCUUUCAUCCCGCUCUAUUUCGUCUCUGAACGAGGAAUCCAUCUGCAUAAUAACAUUUAUCUUGAUAACGGAUUCAGUGGACAUGGUCAUAGUAAAUCACUCUACUCAGAGUCACUGCAGGACUUUGAGAGAGGUACUGUAUGAUCACUCUACUCGGAGUCUCUACAGGAUUGAGAGGUACUGAAUAAUCACUCUACUCAGAGUCACUGCAGGACUUUGAGAGGCACUGCAGAAUUACGAGCAGGACUUCACGAAAUUGACAAUCAUGAAGGCCAGUGAGCAAGUAUGAUGUAGGCAGCUGAACUGGAGAUGUGGCUUUGUAAAUAAACGUCCCAGACCAUGACAUUGUUGAAUAUUUGGAAAGCAUAGUGGGUAAACCACUCUUGUUCUUCAUCUCAACCUGGUUUCCUAUCUGUAU
Messenger RNA from Lineus longissimus, 1914 nucleotides. Its product is annotated as aladin-like. The coding region runs from base 78 to 1640 and encodes 520 amino acids. Gene Ontology annotation, cellular component: nuclear pore. Lineage: Eukaryota; Metazoa; Nemertea; Pilidiophora; Heteronemertea; Lineidae. The record is from RefSeq and is a predicted model, not a curated record. The transcript is spliced from 12 exons. Gene Ontology annotation, biological process: nucleocytoplasmic transport. Gene Ontology annotation, molecular function: protein binding.